Messenger RNA from Pyricularia oryzae 70-15, 1302 nucleotides. RefSeq lists its product as uncharacterized. Lineage: Eukaryota; Fungi; Ascomycota; Sordariomycetes; Magnaporthales; Pyriculariaceae. Gene Ontology annotation, molecular function: chromatin DNA binding; transcription coactivator activity. The transcript is spliced from 3 exons. Gene Ontology annotation, biological process: positive regulation of DNA-templated transcription. Gene Ontology annotation, cellular component: nucleus. Bases 459 to 1145 code for a protein of 228 amino acids. The record is from RefSeq and is a predicted model, not a curated record.
GCAGCCAACUCUUAAGGUGUCAUUACUGGAACUAAUUGCCUGCCUUUUUAGUGGGCACAUCCCCACCCGCAGCAUGUCUGUAUCAAAACAUGCCCAAUUGGCCACCACCAAAAGUACAUUCCGUCCUUUUCCCAAAGCUACGCCUUGUCAUGAAAUACUACCUACCUGAGCUACAUUAAACACUCCCUAUAUUCAAACAGUACCUACCUACCUUACCUAGGCUACCGGUAGAUGAAACUGUCGGUUUCGGGGAGAAAAUAAGACCGUUGACAGAACGGGGCGACCUUGAUCUGCCUGUUUGGCCUGGUCAUGUACCCUGGGCCCAUGCCAAAAUAGAGGGGACAACCGCCGAUUGGGAACCAGACCCUCACAUUGGAUCUCAGCCCGCACCCCCGGCCGGCCGGCUGGCUUUUCUUCAUCCAUCACAACCACCAACCAACCCGUUAUCGCCCUUCGCCAUGUCAAUAAACUGGGUGAUGCUGUCCCGCGAGGGAGACAUUGUCAAGUUGCCACACGAGAAAAUCAUCCACAAGCAAACGUCAAGGAUAUCACUGGAACUGUCGAGGCCAAACUCGCUAGCCGAUGCGCCUGCCUUUGAUGUCAAGAGUGACAGUGGAACAGUGUAUAUCACAACUGGGAGGGUUAUAUACCUACCAGCCACACCAACACCCGAGUUCAAAUCCUUUUCAGCGCCCAUACUCAACUUUGAGGACACGCACAUUGGAUCGGGGUGGUUCAGCGCAUCUUACUGGACCGGGCUGGUCAGGCCCGUAACGGGCGGCAAUGUACCACAAGGCUUGCCGCGCCUUGAAAUCAAGUUGACGUUCAAGGAUGGCGGUUGGAGCGACUUUAGGGAGGCGUACCAGACGAUCAGAGAUCGCCUCCAGCACGCGCAGGACAUCCGGGCCGAGACGGGCCAGGUGAUUGCCGUGGAUGAGGACCUGCCGCAGUACGAAGAAUCGCCUAGCAAUCCACCCGCGUCAAGUACACACUCUUCAGGUCUGGCCGCUCCCUCCCAACCUUCGCGGACGUCAUCAACACAGCCGCAACCCGACGAACCUCCGCCAGGUUAUGAGGAAGCCCAAGCCCAGGCGCUGGGUAACAGGAUGGAGGAGGCAGGGAGGGAUCAGGCGGAGAGGCACUGAGAUCUUCUUUUUUUUACCCUUCGCAUUACGAAAUGUUUCAGGACGACGAAUGACUUUACGCGCCAAUGAAAAGUUGGAUGAUGAGCGUUGCUGGAAACUCCUGUUUUUGUUGUAUAUUUAGAUUGCCUACAAUACCAUGAUGUCGGUUAUGUUGCCA